This is a messenger RNA of Orbicella faveolata, 2156 nucleotides long. Its product is annotated as U5 small nuclear ribonucleoprotein 200 kDa helicase-like. The record is from RefSeq and is a predicted model, not a curated record. NCBI's taxonomy places the organism in Eukaryota, Metazoa, Cnidaria, Anthozoa, Scleractinia, Merulinidae. Gene Ontology annotation, biological process: resolution of meiotic recombination intermediates. Gene Ontology annotation, molecular function: ATP hydrolysis activity; nucleic acid binding; ATP binding. Gene Ontology annotation, cellular component: nucleus.
AACAAACAAAAAAAAAAUUAAGCGAGUAUCGUCAUGACCUACAGUCCCGUGAUAUGACAGACGACUAGAACGAUACGAUAGUCGCUGAGUGGAAGAGAAAGGGAAUUUUUCAACUUUGAACGCGCAGAAAAAAUGAUAAGAAACACUUCACCUGUUUGUAGUCUGCGCAGUCGGGGGGAUUAGCAGGACCGCGAACGAAUUUCCUUGAGCGGCGAAGAAGACCGCUAUUUUCCUCUCUUUUGAAGAUACAGUAAUCUGGCGCGUGUCCAGCGCAGGGCCCUGGGAUCCAGGCUCUUGUUUACCGACAGGCCAGCGGACAUUGCCAUUGGAAUACGCACUAACAACGUUUGGGCUCCAUCUUGCUGCCAGUAGCUGUCGUCAAAAUCCAUCAUCUUUUUGAGCAACUGAAACAAAUAUUUUCCGCUGAAGACAAACUUCGUUGUUGAGGCUUAGCCCUGCGAAAGCGUCAUGGCGGAUGCUACAGCCAGAUCGCUACAGUAUGAGUACAAAGCGAACUCCAAUCUUGUAUUGCAAGCUGAUCGCUCACUGAUCGAGCGCCGUGGACGUGAUGAGGCCACAGGAGAGGUUGUGUCCCUUGUGGGACACUUGGGAGGGAUUAAAAUGGGAGACAAGUACCAGAGAACCAAACCUCCUGUGUCUGAAGAGAAAAAAGCCAAGCGUCAAAAACUGGUGGAAAGAGAGGAGUUUACCAAGAGCAAAGCAAGCAGCAGUUUGUUGUCAGAUGAUUCAUCAGACUUGGCUGGAGUGCGAUAUAGGCCGAAAACCAGGGAAACCAAAUCCACCUAUGAAGUCCUCCUUAGCUUCAUUCAGGCUGCAAUUGGUGAUCAGCCACGUGAUAUUUUAUGUGGAGCAGCAGAUGAAGUACUUGUGGUGUUAAAGGACGACAAGAUGAAGGAUAAAGAGCGGCAGAAGGAGAUUAUAUCUCUUCUUGGUCCAACACCUGAUGAACGAUUUGCAUUGCUGGUAAACUUGGGAAAGAAAAUCACCGACUACUCUGUGGACAGAAGUUUACUAAAUGAUGAUGAAGUGAUUGACGAGACGUAUGGUGUGGCUGUACAGUUUGAUGAAGAGGAAGAAGAGGAGGAUAAAGACUUUGAUGAGGUCCGCGAUGAAGAAUCCAGUGAUGAGGAAGAGGGUGUGGAGGCUGACACAACCAUGACUCUUCAGGGAGGGUUGGAAGAUGAAAGGUCCCAGAGAACAGGGGAUAAUCUUCACCCUCGCGACAUUGAUGCCUUUUGGUUACAACGAGAACUGAACAAAUAUUAUGCAGAUGCUGAGGCCUCAAGAUCAAAAGCUGAAGAAGUAUUGGAGAUCCUUAAGAGUGCUAAAGAUGAUCGAGAACUCGAGAACAAAAUGAUGCUACUUCUGGGACAUGAUAAAUUCUCUUUUAUUAGGUUGUUGCGGAAAAACAAGAGCAUGGUGCUGUAUUGUACACUGCUUGCAACAGCACAGAGUGCCAAUGAAAAGAAAGAAAUUGAAGAGAAAAUGAGUUCUGAUCCAGAUUUAGCUUCUAUUCUGCAUGCGCUGACAGAAACAGAACAAGAAGACUUAAUUCAGGAGGAAAGAGCAAGGAAAGCAGCCAAUAGGAAAGCAAGGAUUGCAGCAGACUUGGAUGCUAUUGAGUCUGAUCAGACUCGAGGUAGUCGGAGGAUAUUGGAUCUUGAGGAUCUUACGUUCAAAGAUGGCAGCCAUCUCAUGGCCAACAAGAGAUGUCAGCUACCUGAUGGUUCGUUCAGAAAGCAAAGAAAAGGCUACGAGGAGGUUCACGUACCUGCUUUAAAACCCAAACCUUAUGAAACAGGAGAGGUAUGUGACGACUGCAAAACAUGUCAGAUUAUAUUAAAAGUGUUACUUUGACUGAAUCCUUGAUGGCAAAUGCUGUGACUCACAAUACAUACAUACAUACAUACAUACUUUAUUGACUUUCCCUUUAGAGGCUUUUCAAAGACAAUACAAUAAUAAUUUAAAACUACUUAAAAACUCUAAGAUAAUAUUCAGACUUAAAAUUAAUUAACUAGAAUUAGGAAUCUAUAAAAUCCUUGAUAAGUUUACGUUUAAGAUAAAACUUAAAAGCAGAUACUUUCUCGAGAGUUUUUAGAGAGCUAUCCAUGGAGUUCCAGAUACUGACUGUUCUG